AUGACAUCAUCUUCGGAAGUAACACCAGAGAACUUUGUUCGUGCUGUUCAAAUGCUUUAUCAUGAUCAAGAUGCCACAAGAAAAAAAAUAGCUUCAGAAUGGUUACUUAAUGUUCAAUCAUCGCUUUAUGCUUGGUCACUUGCUGAUCAAUUAAUACGAAUGAAUCAAAAUUCAGAAGUAACUUGUCUUUCGGCUCAAAUUCUUCGACAUAAAAUUCAACAUAAUUUUGAUGAACUACCGGUAGAACAUUGUAAAGCUUUAUGUGAUUCUUUACUUGAUCAUUUAUCUCGAAUAGAACUCACUCGUAAUACAACAGUGCGUGUUCAAUUAGCUGUUGCAACUGCUGAUUUAGCUCUUCAAUAUGUUGGUUGGGAAAAACCAGUUGAAGAUGUUGUUGAAAAAUUAAAAACAUCAAGUGAACAUAUGUUAACAUUACUUGAAUUUCUAACUGCAUUACCUGAAGAAGUCAAUACAUCAACAAUAAGAAUCGGAGAAAAUCGUCGUCAAUAUUGUCGAGAAAAAUAUUCAAAUUGUGGAAACCAAAUUCAUGAAAUUUUAAUAUUUCUUCUACAAGUUAAUUCUACACAUAAUGAAUUAUUAUUUAUUGGUAUUCUCAAAUGUUUUGCAUCAUGGGUUAAUAUUCGAGCAUUUGAUGAAAAUCUUAUACUUACAUCAUCAUUAUUAAAUAGUGUUUUAGAUAUUCUUAAAUCAACACAUUGUUCAAAUGAACUUCAUAAAAGUGCAUGCGAUUGUUUAUGUGACAUACUUGAAUUAUGUGAGGAUUAUCAAAAAUAUUGGCCAUUAGCAGUUUAUUUAAAACAACAAAUCACUCAAUAUUUCAUUCAACCUUAUUUUCAAGCAGUAAAAGAUGAAAAUCUUGAUAAAGCACAAAAUUAUACAAGAAUUUAUACAAAUUUAAUUGAAUCAAUUCUUGAGUGUCUUGUUGAUGGUCGUCAAUCAGAUUUAAGUGAUAUAUCAUGCCUUCAUUUAUUACUUUAUCCAUUAGAACAUAGUGAUUAUGAAGUUGUUCAAUCAACAUUUUAUACAUGGUAUCGUCUUUCAGAAUUAAUUGAAACAACUAAUGAACUUUUAAUUGAGAAAGUUAAACCAUAUAUGGAAAAAUUAGUUGAUACAUUAUGUACACAAUGUAAACUUGAUCCUGAUCAUUUGGGUAUUCCACCAGAAACAGAUGAAAAAAGUUCAAAAAGUAAUGGAACAUCAAAUAGUGAUUUAGCUGAAUUUCGUUAUCGUGUUCAAUGUCUUAUUGAAGAUACAAUUCAUAUAACAGGUGCUUUAAAUUGUUUUCAACGUAUGUUUGAUAAAUUACAAUCAUCAUCAUCUUUAUCAUGGGAAGAAAGUGAAGCCCCAUUGUAUAUAAUGAGUUGUGUUGCUUCGUAUUUACCACCUGAUGAAGAUAAAAUAAUUCCUAAUGUUAUACAAGCUAUUGUUUCAACACCAAUACAAUCAGGUCUUGUUCAUUCAGCACUUAAAUAUACAGGUGUUAAACUAAUUUCACAACUUGAAAAUUGGAUUGCAAUGAAUAAUCAACAAAUUUUAAAGUCUGUUAUUCAAUAUCUUCUUUCGUUACUUGUUGAUAAAGAAUUAUGUCAUACAUCAGCCGAUGCAAUAUUAACUAUUUCUCAGUCAUGUCGAAAACAGCUUCUUAAUGAUCUUGAACAAAUUAUACAAGCUACUCUUUGGUUAGAUCUUAUCGACAAUGGCACUUCAUCAAAAUUAAUUUCUCGUUUGACAUCAAUGAAUGAUAUUCAUCGUUAUUUAAAAUUACUUUUCGAUCAACAAAUUCAAUCAUUAACUCAGAUUCUUUCUACUCAAUCGGAUACAAAUUAUACUUCAAUAAUAAAACGACUUGAUUGUUUGACAGCAAUAUUCAGAAGUCUUGAUUUCAAAGCAACACAUGAAGAAACACAUCCAUGCAUAACUAUUGUUCAACAGUUAAUGCCUUUACUCAAUUUAAUUAUUGUUCGAUAUCGUUCAUCGGCAAAACUCAGUGAAUGUUGGUCACGUACAAUUCGUUUUAUAAUACGAUCAAUGCGUUCUCAUGCUAAAAUAUUUUUUCAACCAAUUGUCGAACUGGUUAUUUCAAGUUAUGAUGAUGUUCCUCAUUCAUGUUUUCUUUAUUUAAUAUCAAUUAUAAUUGAUGAAUAUGGACAUGAUCAAGAUUUAAAAUCAUCAAUUAUUGUCAUGAGUGAACAUUUAACAACGAAAACUUUUUCAAUUCUUAAUAAACCAGAUGGUUUUAAACAAAAUCCAGAUCUUGUUGAUGAUUUUUAUCGUUUAUCAUCAAGAUUACUUCAACGAUGUCCACUUGAAUAUUUGAAAUGCAGUGUAAUUCAACCAAUAAUUGAACAAAUAAUUCCCAAUUGUCACUUAGAACAUCGAGAUGCAAAUUCAAGUAUGAUGGCAUUUUUACAAACAUUAGUUAAACUUACGUCAAAUAAAAAUAAAGAAAUUAAAAAUAAAUCUGAAUUAUCUGAAAUUCGUUCAUUGUCAAUGUCAUUAUGUGAAACAUAUAUUCCUAAUAUAUUAACAGCAUUAAUUCGUGCUAUUGUUAUUUCUCGUGUUCCAUCAUCAAUUCGUUUAUCAAUAUCAGAAUUUGUUUGUGAAAUUAAAACUUAUAUGUCCGAUAAAUUUUUACAAUGGUUACAAAAAUCAUUAACAGAAAUACCACGGACAAGUAAAAAUGGUUUAGUUGAAAUUGUUACUUUAAAACAAUAUGAACAGUUUUAUAAAGCUCUAUGCGAAUGCGAUACUCAAUCAUCAAAAAUUGAUUAUGAAUUUGAAAUAUUUGCAAAAUUAUAUCGAUGA
Molecule: messenger RNA, 2826 nt
Organism: Rotaria sp. Silwood2
Lineage: Eukaryota; Metazoa; Rotifera; Eurotatoria; Philodinida; Philodinidae
Source: the annotation of a GenBank genome assembly